CUUCUGCAAGCACGAUGAGUACGGAACAUCCGGCAGCGAGUGAGCUGCUGGCGAAUGCUACCGCUGCCACGGCCGCCGCCGUCAGCAGCACGGCCAAGGCGAACAUUGCCGUGCGUAUGACGGAGGCCCCAGCCUCGGCCCUAGCGAUCGAUCCCAUUAUCAACCAUGUGGGUGACGGCAUUUUCCUUCAGGCCAAGACGGCCCAAAUCUUUGCCGGUAUCUGCGUCUGGAUGGCACUGUUCAUCACUUGUCAGCAGAUCUAUCAACAUCUUCGAUGGUACACGAACCCACAGGAACAACGAUGGAUCGUCCGAAUACUGUUCAUCGUGCCGAUCUACGCCACGUACUCCUGGGUCAGCUUACUGUUCUUCAACUCGGAAAGCGUCUAUGUAUACUUCUUUACCGUACGCGAUUGUUACGAAGCGUUCGUAAUCUACAACUUCCUGUCGCUGUGCUAUGAGUACCUGGGUGGCGAAGGCAACAUCAUGUCGGAGAUCCGUGGCAAACCGAUCAAAUCGUCCUGCCUGUACGGAACGUGUUGCCUGGCGGGCAAAACGUACACGAUCGGAUUCCUGCGAUUCUGCAAGCAGGCGACACUGCAGUUCUGUCUGGUCAAACCGUUGAUGGCGUUUAUUAUCAUCUUUCUGCAGGCAUUCAAUCACUACCACGAUGGUGACUGGAGUGCUGAUGGAGGCUACAUUUACAUCACCGUCAUCUACAACAUCUCGGUUUCGCUGGCACUGUACGGUCUGUACCUGUUCUACUUUGCCACCCGUGACCUACUGACGCCCUUCGAUCCCGUGUUGAAAUUCUGCACCGUAAAAUCCGUUAUCUUCCUGUCCUUCUGGCAAGGUGUCGGGUUGGCCAUUCUGGAAAAGGCGGAGGUCAUCUCACCGAUCGUCGAUGCCGGAGGUUCCACUACGUCCGCUGGUACGGUUUCCGCCGGUUAUCAGAACUUUUUCAUCUGUAUCGAAAUGUUGUUUGCUGCCAUCGCCCUGCGGUAUGCUUUCCCGUACCAGGUGUACGCCCAAAGCUGCAUGACCGAUGCACACGGCCGAUCUGUCACGAUGCAAUCAAUUUCAAGUAGCUUAAAGGAAACGAUGAACCCGAAAGAUAUUAUGACCGAUGCGAUACACAACUUCCAUCCGCAGUAUCAACAGUACACGCAGUACAGCUCAGGUGGUAAAAAUCCACGUGGCAUUCGCGUUUCCUCCUACGACCCGGACGAUCCAAGCCAUCAGCUAACCGGCAACGGACAGAACCACGGCGUGGGAAGUGGAGCAACGACGGGAUCAUACAACGGUAAUGGUGCCGGUACUGGUGGAGGUGGACAUGGCGGUAGUUACAUUGCGCCACCGACGCUUGGCAGUCAGCGAAAGUUUAUGCCCGGUGCCAGUGUCGUACCGCAGAAGGUAUCGACUAUCAGCCAAAAUUACAAUGAGAAAACGAUGCUGCUGUCCAGUGAUGACGAGUAUCAGUAA
Molecule: messenger RNA, 1481 nt
Organism: Anopheles marshallii
Lineage: Eukaryota; Metazoa; Arthropoda; Insecta; Diptera; Culicidae
Gene: Tmep
Product: transmembrane protein 184B
Exons: 8
Coding region: 15-1481 (488 amino acids)
Biological process (GO): transport
Molecular function (GO): transporter activity
Source: RefSeq, a predicted model, not a curated record